CUCUCAUGCAUCAGCGUUCACUGUGAAUGGAUCUGAACCACAUGCGUCUUAUAUUCAACAAUUUCUUCUCUUACAUUGUUCGAUUUGCUUUUAAUGUAACUAAUAUUUCCAGACAUAUACAUUUACACAACUGAAAGCGUUUGUCGGGAACAAAACAAUCAAGAUGAUCUUCGCUGGAUUCACCUGCUCCAAGAAUUCCCUGUGCGCGCUCAACAUCCUCUAUGUUAUGGUGAGUUUGCUGAUGAUUGGCAUCGCUGCCUGGGGGAAAUGUUUUGGGCUGGUGUCGAGCUUUCAAGUGGUGGGCGGCAUCAUCGGUGUGGGAGUCUUUCUCUUCUUUGUUGCCCUUGCUGGACUUAUUGGUGCCAUAAAGCACCACCAGGUUCUGCUGUUCUUUUACAUGAUUAUCCUGUCCCUGGUGUUUGUAGUUCAGUUCUCAGUGUCCAGUGCGUGUCUGGCUAUUAAUGAAGACCAGCAGAAUCACCUGUUGGAGGUGGGCUGGAAUAAUUCACUGACCACUCAGAGGGACGUGGAGAAGAGCUUGAACUGCUGUGGCUUUUCUCAUAUGGAUAUCAAUGGAAGCUGUGCUGCUCCCUGCUUUCAUUAUAACAUGUGCACCACAUGUGCAGCAAAGAUCCAGGAGCAUGCUGGCGAAGUGCUGCGCUUCGUUGGAGGAAUUGGCCUCUUCUUCAGCUUCACUGAGAUCCUGGGUGUUUGGCUGACAUACAGGUACAGAAACCAAAAGGACCCGCGGGCGAAUCCCAGUGCCUUCCUGUAACCUCUCCAGGCUCGAUUCUCCUGACGACUUCACUUGAUUUGUCCUGAGCACUUGUCUAACCGCUGGAAUUCUUAUUGGAGCUUUGUUUAAGGAGAGUGUGUUUUUGCUUUUACUGAAGAGGAGACCAGCCUGUGUGUUCGUGCUGAUAUAUAUAUAUAUAUAUAUAUUUAUAUAUUAUGUUUUUGAUUUUUCAAGAGUACAGUGUGAUAGCACUGUACAUUAUGAGGCUGUAUCCUGCUUUUGUUUGAAGAAUACUCUGAAUCAAAGAACAUUACAUCAGUACACCAAAUACCAGUAUGCAGUAUGCACAUUAGCCACUAGUUGGUUAAACCACAAAGACCAUUUAGUCAUAAGAUUGCAGUUUUAUUAUUUGGUAUUUAACGUGAGCUGCAGUGAUCAAGAUUGACAGUGUGUGAGCACGAUUUACAUUCUGAUUGGCUGUCACACUUAAUAUAUUCAGCUGGAUGAUGCAUAAACUUGGUUUUCUACCAAUUAACACACUUGCCUAGAAACCCUAGUCACACUAUUUUGAUUAGACUUAAAAUUAAUAUGCAAAAACAAAAACAACCAUGGAUUAUUAAGGUUGAAGGCAGAAUGUUUUGAACACAGUUUAAUGAUCUCAGAUUUCAUAUUACACGAAUGUUUAUCUGCCUAUUUUAUUCCUAUUUUGUGUGUGUGUGUGUAUGUGUGUGUGUGUGUGCGUGCUCGUGUGCUCGUUUUACUGGGUUGAUUAAUAAGGUUUUUGCUUCUUGCAUGUUUCCUCAUUGAAAUGUACAUCUAUACUCAAUGGUUCUGUGAACUAUGCUCUCAAGUGCUUGAAAAGAAAACAGAAAAACAAUAAAGACUCGGAGGACACAAUUGUACUUUCCCUGAUUUUAUUAUUGUUGGGCUUCCACAAUGCUUAUGAUUGAGGCUUUUAUUGUCUGAAAUUCCAUUCCAAGAGAGUAUUUCAUGACAGCAACUUCCUCCAACCUCUGACCAAUCAGAAACCAACACGGUCAAAUGCUAGCAUAUAACCAAGCAACACGGUGACUCAUGAAAACAUGUUGCCAGUUAUAAAGGCCCCUCCCACCAAGAUAUGAGCCGGAGACUCCGUUAACUAGAAAACCUAGUCACGGCAGUCACAGUUCAUUGCAAUUCACUGUUUUAACACAUUACAAUGAGAACUGGCUUUCAGACAAAUUCAUUUUUUCCAAAAACAAAACAAAA
This is a messenger RNA of Myxocyprinus asiaticus (Chinese sucker), 1984 nucleotides long. Its product is annotated as tetraspanin-13-like. Gene Ontology annotation, cellular component: membrane. The transcript is spliced from 6 exons. Lineage: Eukaryota; Metazoa; Chordata; Actinopteri; Cypriniformes; Catostomidae. The record is from RefSeq and is a predicted model, not a curated record. The coding region runs from base 164 to 775 and encodes 203 amino acids.